This is a messenger RNA of Erythranthe guttata (spotted monkey flower), 2472 nucleotides long. RefSeq lists its product as uncharacterized. The record is from RefSeq and is a predicted model, not a curated record. Gene Ontology annotation, molecular function: nucleic acid binding; RNA-DNA hybrid ribonuclease activity. Lineage: Eukaryota; Viridiplantae; Streptophyta; Magnoliopsida; Lamiales; Phrymaceae.
AUGUGGAUCCGACAUGAAGACUGUGCAGACAUUAUCCACGAGCAAUGGAGUGAGCAAACGGAAACCGAUCCGAUCGAAGAUUUGUUGACCAAAACGGAGAGCUGUAGAGCAGCGCUUAUGCGGUGGAGCUUGUGGAUGAGGGAAGGAGACCCGAACACGAGCUUUUUCCAUGCGAAGGCCAUAAUUAGGAAACGGACGAACUGGGUUUACAAGCUCAAAGAUGACUCGGGAGAAUGGAAAGAAAACAAAGCCGAUAUUGAGCAGGUGAUUGCAAAGUAUUUCUCAUCGAUUUUUCAUUCAACCCAUCCACCAGAGAGUGUGAUUGAGAGAGUGCUGCAGAACAUCGAGCCAAGGGUAUCCAAUGAGGGUAGCCAGUUACUUUCUCUACCUUUUAGAGCGGACGAGGUUAAAACUCCGGAAAAAAUCUCCGAGUACAAGCCGAUAAGUUUGUGUAACGUUAUAUACAAAUUUGGGUCGAAAACCAUUGCUAAUCGUAUUAAACCCUUUCUGCAGAAUAUUGUCUCCCCCACCCAAUUAGCCUUUGUGCCCAAGCGCCUUAUCACUGAUAAUGUUCUUGUCGCGUAUGAAGGGGACCCACUCUCCCCAUACCUCUUCAUUUUGUGCACGGAGGCUCUCCUAGCAAUGAUUCGCCAGGCUCAAAUUGACGGAUCUCUCCAAGGAAUCAAAAUAGCUCCCACUGCGCCAAGUGUUUCGUGCCUCUUCUUUGCGGACGACACCAUCGUGUUCUGUCAGGCAACACCGAAGAGCGCUAUGACCCUACACCGGAUACUACAAGAUUAUGCACUUGCUUCGGGCCAAGUUGUUAAUCUUGAAAAAUCCACAAUGAAUUUUUGCCCCAUGACACCACAAGAGACGCAACACUUGAUUCAAUCCACCUUGGGUUUUCAAAUAGUAGCGAGGCAUGAAAAAUAUCUCGGUAUGCCGUUUUCUAUGGGGAAAUCAAAGCAGGCCAUUUUUGGGUUCCUAAGGGAUCGGAUUCUCGCUCGCAUAGAGGGAUGGGGUGAAAAACCAUUAUCGAAAGCAGGAAAGGAAUUCCUCAUCAAAGCGGUUCUCCAAUCUAUUCCCUCGUAUCUCAUGAGUUUUUUUAGUCUCCUAGUGGGUCUUAUCUAUCAUUUGGAGAAGGCGAUUCAAAGGUUUUGGUGGAGUAACGGAAAAUCUCGUUCGAUGUCUUGGGCACCGUGGGUCAAGAUGUGUGCUCCCAAAGAAAGCGGGGGCAUGGGGUUUCGGCACCUUCGUUCGUUCAACCUUGCAAUGCUGGCUAAACAAGUAUGGAGGAUAGUUACAAAUCCGGAGCUAUUGUUGUCCAGGCUGCUUCGUGCAAAGUACUUCCCGUCGGGCAACUUCUGGUCAACACCAAUGGGGCUCCGCCCGUCGGUCACUUGGCGGAGCCUCCUCCUUGCUCGCCUCCACGUCAAAGAUGGCCUACGGUUUUGUAUUGGUAACGGUGAGCACACCUCCAUCUGGGGUGAUCCAUGGAUUAAAGAGGAUGGUAACUUCUGUAUAAUAACACGCAUGCCGAUAUACAACGCUUUCCCGGACAAAGUGGAAGAUCUAAUUAUGCCCGACUCUCGUACAUGGAAUUUGGAGCUCAUCGACGAGACGUUUUGGCCAAUCGACCGCCACAAAAUACUCACGACCCCCAUUGGUAGUACCCACGCAAAUGACCGGCUGGUGUGGUGUAGGAUUAAACCCGAAACAACCGUUCAUGCUUUGGUCCAGUGUAGGAGCUUAACUGAGGUUUGGUUGGGCCAACCGUUCGAACUCAACGGGGCAAUCGAGUCGGCUUCCUUCCGCCAAUGGAUUGAGCAAAUAAGGAAAAAGCUAUCGAAAGAUCUUUUCUGCCUAGCAAUGAUUCACUGCUGGAAAUCUUGGGAUUCAAGGAAUCGCGAGGCUCAUGGAGAGGUGGGAUUAAGAUGUUGGGAGUUGUGUAGUUGGAGCGAAAACUACCUUUCAGUUUUCAGAGCUGCAUGCCAUGUCCCGCCUACGCCCAAAGAUCCCGUCCCACGACGAAAUUGGAGCCCACCACCGGACGGUUUCAUCAAGGUAAAUUUUGAUGCCGCUCUACCGCCAUCCCAAUCUUUCUACAGAGUUAGUAUGGUGGCCCGAAAUUCAGAGAAGGUUGUAGUUUGGUGGUGCGUUAAAAAAUUCACAAAAACUGUCCAUGCGGUAGAAGGAGAAGCCCACGCAGCCCUCAAAGCGAUCCAAAUGGCGAAGGCUAAAUGUUGGAACUCGAUUAUCCUCGAAGGGGAUUGUCAGCAACUCAUUACGGCUCUUAGGGAUGAAGACGCCAGUUUAUGCCCGUUUGGAGCAUAUCUAGAGGACAUUCAGGCUCUUAUUUCAUCGUUCAUUUCGUGUCAAUUUUCUAUUAUUCCUCGCACUUGUAAUAAUUUAGCUCAUGCAUUAGCAAACAUUAUUGAGCUCGCAACUCGCAGGGUCAGUUCCUUCCUAUAA